UAGUUUCAUUUGAGAUAUCUUCAUUUGAUUGGACAUUGCUUCUAGUGUAGGAUAAACUAAAUAUUUGCUGACACUAUUGGAAGAACAAUGUGUUUCAGUUCAAAUGUAAAGCAGUUUGUUCUCCUUAUCAUUGUUGGAAUCUUCUUGCUUCUGGGGUAUGUGGUCUUCAACCACUUCAAUGAAAGGCAAAACAUGGUUUGGUUUGACACUUCCAAAAUACAUAUCCCAGUUGAUGAGGACCAGAGGAACACCAGGUAUGUGGUCUUCAACCACUUCAAUGAAAGGCAAAACAUGGUUUGGUUUGACACUUCCAAAAUACAUAUCCCAGUUGAUGAGGACCAGAGGAACACCAGGCUAUUGUACAAGCAGCCCAGUGUCUUGGUGGGUCGUACUGAUGUGGUGGCAGUCACCCCAUGGUUGGCACCCAUCGUCUGGGAAGGAACCUUUGACCCUGACCUCGUCGACAUAAUCUACAAGUCCAUGAACCUCACCAUAGCAACAACAGUGUUUGCCGUUGGAAAGUUGCUGGUGGUGGCCCAAGGUGGCUGGUGGUGGCCCAACUCUCUAUUAAGUACCCUUUACCGCUGGCAGGAGAUAUCAGCCCGGAGGAUGGAGAUCAUUCAGACAGCCAUCGAACAUCAGAUCAGCAGGGAGGCCGACUACAUCUUCUGUCUGGACGUGGACAGCAAGUUCCACGCUCGCUGGGGGGCCGAGUCUCUGGGCAGGCUGGUUGCUGUGAUUCACCCAUGGUUUUACCAGGCGACCCGUGACCUCUUCACAUAUGAACGGCGCCCAGCCUCGACAGCCUACAUCCCCAUGGAUGAGGGAGACUACUACUACGCCGGGGCUGUGUUCGGAGGGUCCGUGGAGGAUGUGUACACACUAACAAAGGUUUUUCGGAACCAGCUUGAAGAGGACGCGAGGAAUUCCAUCGAGGCUGCCUGGCAGGAGGAGAGUCACCUCAACAGGUACCUGCUUUACAACAAGCCCAGCAAGCUGUUGUCUCCAGAGUACCAGUGGGAUGACAAGAAGACCAAAACCAAUGAGGUCAAAGUCAUUCGCUUCUCUUCUGUCAUUAAAAACUAUGCUGAAAUUCGUGCCAAAUACUAA
Messenger RNA from Salmo salar (Atlantic salmon), 1110 nucleotides. Lineage: Eukaryota; Metazoa; Chordata; Actinopteri; Salmoniformes; Salmonidae. The record is from RefSeq and is a predicted model, not a curated record.